This is a messenger RNA of Mercenaria mercenaria, 12700 nucleotides long. Its product is annotated as titin homolog. The transcript is spliced from 27 exons. Gene Ontology annotation, molecular function: small GTPase binding; actin binding; myosin binding. The record is from RefSeq and is a predicted model, not a curated record. Gene Ontology annotation, biological process: intracellular protein transport. Gene Ontology annotation, cellular component: cortical actin cytoskeleton. Lineage: Eukaryota; Metazoa; Mollusca; Bivalvia; Venerida; Veneridae. Bases 614 to 6214 code for a protein of 1866 amino acids.
CUUUGAAAGUGAAGUGUUAUACUACAGUGUUUAUCAGAACGUAUAAAAGAAAACAUACUAUACUUUAAAUUGUGAUCAUCUUUAUGUAUGGGGAAAAAUUUUAUUGAUGUCAAAAGUUAAACUUUUUAAUUGUUUCGAGGUUUUAUUUGGUGGUUUUAUGUUUUCAUAUACCGAAAAGGAAUUUUGAUUUUGCUGUUUUACAACAGACUUAAAUGGCGGAUAUUUUCCAGUUGAUCAAGUGAUCUUGAAUACAGAUGGCUUGUAUAAUAUUACAUUGUAUAGAAAUUCCUACGCAUGUCAUUUAAUUUAUACACACAUAAUAACAGUUUUUGUAUGCAAAACGCGUGGAAUGUAAAUAAAUAUUGAAAUAUUUUGUGCAGGAUGUAGAAUGUAAUAUAGAGGAGAAAUAUAUUGCACUGGACAGGAAUUGCAACAAAGUAUCUUUAAAAGUUUUGCAGACAAGUUAUGAUGAAGUUUGACAAAGCUGUAAAUCUAUGAAUUGACAGAAAAUAGUUUGACACAGACUGCUUUGGUGUCAGUGUGUGUUAAAGAGUGUACCAGCACCAACCAAACAACUGCCUCUACAAAUACAUAUAGGUUGCCAUCACUAAGGAUGGGGAAGUCAAUGAAUUUGAACAAUUUAUCACCUGAGGAGGCCCAACAGAUCCUGAAAGUUAUACAGAAAGAUUUUGAACUGAGACAGAAAGAAAGGGAAAGAUUAAGUAAGAUAGAGGAAGUUGUAAAUGAAGAAGAGAAUAAGACGGAGUUGUUGACCAAACAACAAAAAUUCAAUGAGAACUGCUGCAUACGGUGCUGUCAAACUUUCGGAUUCAUCUUCAAUAGGAAACAGUUAUGCCAAAGUUGCCGUCUCUACAUUUGCAAGUCUUGUGCAAAAUACGAUGACAAUAUCAAAGGCUAUGUAUGCAAGGCAUGCUUAAAUGAAUUGGAACUAAAGCAUAAAUCUCUGGAUUGGUUCUAUAACAACGUUAGCAGGAAAUACAAGAGAUUUGGCAGUGCAAAGGUUGUGAGGACACUGUACAAACAUGCAGAUGGGUCACGGGUCUCAAAGUUUCAUUGGAGUGAUGGAGAUGAAGCAGUUAUGGAAGAACCAGAACAUUUUGAUGAACUUGACAUAGCACAAGCAGACAAUGAGAGUGAUAGUGGCUAUGACCCUUCCCUCUACAGUUCUUUCGGCCAAUCAGGAUCAUUGAGAGUGAAGACACGCCCCGCACUGAAAUCUGUCUUCCCAGAAAUCAAGAUCAGUGAUGAACACUGUCAAGAAAUUGAUAAUAGCCUGUUUUCUCCACCGCCGCCACUUGGCCAGAUAUCUCCAAGACAAACUAACGGGACAGCUUAUAACAACAACAAUGAUGCGUCCCCUGACACAUCCCUGGAGAGUAUACAGAUAUCAACCCAGACAACUCCAGUGCCACACCCUAGGAUGGCCACAACACCAACACAGACUAUUGAAGAUCUGGAUUCAAAAGAACAGGAGAAAAGAGAUAUAUACAAAGAAGCUUUUGAAAGUACAAAGCGAACAGAAGAGGCAAAAUUCAAGGUUCGCUUUGACAACUUGCUUCAAGAUAUGCAACAGUCUUUUGAAGCUUUGUCGCCGAGAGAUGGGCAGGUCCCCUCUGGAUAUGGUAGUACUUCAUAUGGAGAUUUGAUGACUACAUACAGAGGAAGAGUGAAGGAUCUCCUUGUCAGUCUGUCCCAGAGACUGGAACUUGCUGUAGAAAGUUUUGAUGAAACUUGUGCUCAUAAUCCAGGCUUGACGUCUCUAAAAGUGAAACAGAUGAUCUCUAAACUGGUCGAGGACAGACUGGGUGAAUCACUAGAUCUGACAAGUGAUGAGGCAGUAUCAGAUCUGUCAUCCCUUUCUGAUGAUUCAGGGGAACAAAAAUCAUUGGAGGACCAAAUUGCUCAGGCUGUUAUUGCAAGGGUGCUAGAAUUACACAGAAAUCAAACCGGUGUUCACUUAGAUCUUGUUGAACCAGCAGACAAUAGGAGAAAUAGUGAAUCUUCUGGGUCAGAGGUAAAAACUGUUGUAAGGAGUAGAGACUCUUCAGUUUCAGAAGAACCUAAUAUACAUGAAAUGGUGCCAAAUGAACACAUUUUGCACAAAGGUGCAAAAAGAUUAGACAGAGAUUCAAACUGGAAUGAAAGUGAUAUUAACGCAAACAUUAAUGACAGAUCCAAAUGGGCAAAGACAGAGAGACAUGAGGAUUAUAAAAAUGAGAAUGAUACUGAUGGUGAAGUUAGAAUCUCAGGAAGGCAGUCACCUCAUGAAACGUUUGAUGUGUUUGAAGAUGAUGUUAUAGAUGGAGAACAUACUCAAAGAGACAGGAGAAAAAGAUUACAUUCUGAUGAUAUAGAGCCAGGAAAUCAAAGACUCGGAGUAAGCUCUGGACAUUCAGAGUCUGAUAAUGAGAGACGCAGGUCAAGUUCUGGUGAAAACAGGCAUCGGAAACAUGAUUCUGAGUUGGAAAAUUAUGAUUCUAAUAAAGCAAGACCUAGAUUAGGUUCGGGUGUUUCAGAAACUGAUGAUAAAGAAGAUGAGAUUAUUCUGAAACAAGAAUUUGAAAAAUUACGAACUUUUGCACGAGAAGUUGUUCCAAGACCAUUGUAUGAGGAAGCUAAAUUUGUUGAAGAAAUUGAACCAGAACCAAUAGAGGAAAGUAUGGAAUGUGUUAAAAUUGAUCAUGAAGAGUCCCAGGAAGAAUUUUCGUCCCGAUUUUUUACAUACGAUAAAGUUCAUGAUUCUGAACAUCGUGGCCUACCAGAUUUUAGUGACUUGGAUUAUGAAUAUCAUGAUUUUGGUUUAAAUGAAGUUGACCCAGAUUUAUUAUCGAUGAAUUUAGCGCCAAUUUUAGAAGAAACUGAAGAAGAAUUGGCAGAAGAGGAAAUUGAAGAUGAAGAUGCUGAAUAUGAACAAGACUGGAGGGGUAACUGGAUCUUUAAAGGUGCUGGUGGUAUGGCUCCAUAUAACAACAUCUCCAGUAAGAACCGACUUUCCGCUGAAUUUGGAGAUGGUUAUGUGAUGGUGCCAAAACCCAAUGAAAUACUGGCUCCUCAGAUUGGAAACAGAGAUGUUGAUGACAUGUCUGAUUUGUCCGAAAAUGAGAACAGAGAUCUGAGUGAUGAGGAAAGUUCAUUUUAUGCAAGAACAAGUGAGGAAAUAGCACGUAUAACACGUAAAACAUCCAGUUCUACACAAGCAUCUGCUCUCGCCAACAUCUCAAUCCAGACAGAGGGAGAAUCAGAUGCAGAAUCUAUCGUGUCUCGACCAAAUUCAUCUUUCUCCGAUUCUGGUUUCCGUGGUAACAAACCAGAACAGUAUAGUUUUGACAGCCGUGUGAGUGAGAAGUCAGUGUUAAAGUUGUCAGAAGAACUUGUACCCGCAGAAGGAGAUGAUCCCAAAUUUGAAAUUCCACCAGAUAGUUUAACCAUAUCUGAAGGGGAACUGGCUAAAUUAACAUGUAGAGUUGCUGGUACCCAGCCAAUAGAUGUAUUUUGGUACAAGGUACGAGAAGAGGUUGAAGAGCUGGAAAAUUCUGAGAACUAUGAGAUUAUAAAGGAUGGCAGUCGUCAAAGUAUAAACAUGUACAACAUGACGAAAGCAGACGCAGGCCAGUAUAUGUGUAUGGCUAUAAAUGAGAAAGGUCGCUGCUGUCAGUACCUUAUACUUAAUGUCAAAAAAAAUACUACGGAAAUGAAGGCACCAGAGUUCUUAAAGACUUUAUCGGAUGUAGAAAUUAAGGAAGGUCAAAGUGUAAAGUUCAGAUGUAAGGUGAAGGGCAUUCCACAGCCGAGGGUCGUCUGGUACAAAGAUGGGAAGCUUCUCCUGAAUCAACUGAACUAUAGACUUGAGAGAUUUGGAAACCGAGACUACAUCCUGGCAAUUGAUUCAGCCACAAUGGAUGAAGAUGCUGAAUAUUGUGCACUUGCCAAAAAUGUUGCUGGAGAGGCUCGUUCCAGUGCACAACUCAUUGUAGAGCCAAGAAGUAAACCAGAAAGUGUUCCAGUGACUGCCAAAUCUCCAAAGUCUGAAAAAUCAGACGUUAAAAAGAAAACAGAGUCAGAUUUUCCUGACCUGUCAUACCUGGGCCUGGGACGGUCUAAAUCUUCUGCAAGAUCUGCCAAGUCAUCACCAUCAUCACCUUCAGUAUCACUGUCAUCAAACAAAAUGCCAAAGUCACCUAAAGACAAAAACAAUGAUUCCGAGUUACAUAAUUUGAGUGAAAGAGUUGCAAUGACAAGAGAAAGUGUGUCUGACGUUGCAGAAGAUAUACUCUCUUCAUCGAAGGAGUUAACAGAGAUUGACAAAAGUAUCGCAGCCAUGGACAAGCUUCUAGAAGACCUAGAGUCAGAUGUUUAUUCGGUUAAUUCGGAUGACGCUGAGAACAAUAACGGGGUUAUAAGUACACUUCCUGGCUCUGCUGUUAUAGAAUAUUCUAACCAAUUUUAUGUAAUGCAGGGAGCAGCAGAAAAUGUAAGGAAAGCAACAAAAUCUACACUUGACUACCUAAAUAAUACUGAUGCCUAUGUAAUGAGGGAGAAGGGUGUUGAUGAUGUGGCUACCAGUACACCUAGAAACUCAGAUACUGAGCGGGUAUUUAAUCCCGAUAGUGACGCUUCUCAUAUUGUCUGUGAUACAAGUGACGUUACCAUGGAAACAUCGCAAGAUACGAGCAAUGACUCCCAAAAAAGUGAAAUCUUAUUUAACCUCAACCCUAUGACUAUAAACAUGGGAAAUACUAGAGAUGUUAAACAGAAAGUUAAGAGUGGCAGACGGACAUAUUCAAGGUCAAGUUCAAAUGAGGACACAAGUGUUGCCAAGGACAACAAGGAAUCUCAGCAUAAUGAUACAUUACAAACAGAUAAACACACUGUAAGUGAUACUAGUUGUGUGACACAUUCUCCAGAUGUCUCCAUGGAUGCCACAGAUCUGAACAUUACUCAUGAUAGUUCUGGUGACAUACUAACUGUCAAUCUGGGACCAAAAAGGGAAAAUAAGCAACGUUAUCAGAGAGAUUUUUAUAUAAUUGACACUCCAAUAAUGCAGAGGAAAGCAUCAGAGCUGUCACCAAGGGAGGAAACUCAGAGAGCUCAUACCGAGGAAAAGAUAUACCUAGCUGCCAGCACUGUUACACAUUUAGAGAAUAAAGUGAUGUCACUGCAGGACAAAAUGAAGGCUGUAAAUGCUCUUCAAGAGAAAGACAGAUUGGGUCAAAUUGAAAAUGAAGUAGCUCAAACAGUAGCACAUGUGGCUUCUAGUGAAAAACAGGUUAAACAUAUAGAAGGUGCUGUAUCCAAGCUUGCUGAUUCUCCAAAAGGAAAGGUACCAUCAACAAAAUCACGCCAGGCACCUAGUAUUCCCCGUCAGAAAUCUCCGCCAAGAGAAAAGCCGGAACCUACAUACCUGAUAGGUGACACCAAGGAACAGGAUCUACCUGAGAGCAGAACAGAAUUCAAUGAGGAAUAUGGGUCUAUAGAACUGCCUAGUGUUAACCGUCUCAAAGCUAUGUUUGGUGGGAUCAAGUCUGACGAUAGAGAUUCUUCUAUAAAAAGGGUUCAAAGUUCAUCGGGACCAGAAAAUGACAGUCAACAAGAACCUAUUCACAGUAUAACUGCACGAAGUGUUUCUAAAGAACAAUUAGAAAAACUGCGCCAUACAACAGAUGAUCCUCGUGCACGUGUAACAUCAUCUAGUGAAGUUGUACAUCCGGGUCGUGCAACUGCGUUGAUGACAGGACAGCAAAUAAAACCAAGGCCGAACAUGCCCAAACAGGUCUACCAGUCACAUGACUUUCGGUCGGAUGAUUCAACCAGCAUUAAAAUGCAAGCACCAAAACAAAGUAUACAAGUUUCCUCAAAUGUGAAACAGACUCCAGAUACCAAAAGUAAUACAAAAUCUCAGACUAUUGUAAAAAUAAGUCUCGGAAGUGGAAAUAUUAAUAGACCUUUAAGUCCUAGUGUAGCAGACCAUGUUCAAACACAUCAGCCAAUCAAAAGUACUGUAACAGCAAAAACUGGUGCUCCAAAACAUUCUAGCCAAUCAGUAUCACAAAAUAUGAAAACUGGAGAUGAAAUUGACACUCCUGAAGAGAGAAAGUCACCAAAAAUCAAAACUGGAGCAAUCUCGGCUAUGUCUAAAUUUUGGGAAAAGGGGGCAAAAGAUGACAAAGUUCCAGAAUUAUUAGAAUAUGAUUGAUGGCUGAAACAUGUAGAUAUUUUUAUGACUUACAUGUUAUAUCCAAAUGACGAAAUAUAUUUCUUGGGUAUAAAAAUAUGACAAAGAAUAGAAAAGAUAUGUGAUAUUCUAAAUAUGUGGACUAAUUACAGAUAUUCAAGUUGAAAUGUCUACAAAGGUAAAAAGAUACCAUUAAAUAUUUGAUAAAAUUGGAGCAAUGAUUGUAUGUUUUUUACUAUAGCAAGUUACAUUUUUUAUUCUCCACAUAUUCAGUGUUAUACACAGACAUCCCAACUCUCCCGAUCCGAUCGGGUAUCUCCCGAUUCUGGUUGUAAAACCCGAUCACCCCGAUCAGAAGUCUCAAUCUCCUGAUUAAAAAAAAACAACAAAAACAACAACAAAAAAAAUGAAAUAAUCCACUUCUUUGCGCCUAUCUGAUACUGUUAUCACUACUGAGGAGCCUGUAAACAACAGCUUUCGGAUAUUUUCACACCUUACUCUACCCUUGCUGAUUAUUGUUUAUUACACGAUUUAACAAAGCCAGGUGUUGAAAAAUGUGUCACAAUUGAAAUUAAAAUCCAAACAUUAAAUAUCUAAUUAAAUUCAAUCAAAUUUAGAUUAGAAAUUAUACUAGCUUUACCUUUUUCUGUAACUUUUUGAAAGCGAAAGUAGAUGGUCGCCGAGUCAACCUGCUGGGUUUUAAAAAACAUUUCUGUUAAAAUCAUUUUGAUAAGAGGAAAUGUCAUGGUAAAUUUUAAUAUCACUUACUAUCAAAUGCUGUUAAAUUGUCUUUGCAUCAUCACAAUUUGUCAAACACAUCCUUUUAACUGGAGAUUUAGGCAAAUGUCUACGAAAGUUUAACAAUACCCGGACAUUCAAUUUUGGAUAACAGGAUUUUGAUCAAUAAAAGUAUUUGAGCUAGGGGUUUUAAAUACUGGUUGACAGGGAUAAGAAUCAAACAGUAAAUUUUCUAUUGCUUGAACUUUUAUUCUUUUAGAUAUAUACAUUUUGUUUUUACAGUUCUAACAGCUGCACUGUUUGUCAUGUAAAAUUCACCUGGGGAGUCUUCUUUCCAACAAAAGAAAUAAAAGUGCGGGUUUAAUUCUCAGUGGAGUUUUGAAUUUAGACAUAGUGCUUAAAGUGCCAUAACUAUUUAAUUUUGCAAAUAAGGCUUCAUGUAUUAUUGUUCCAAAACAUUAAAAAUGCAUGAAUAAUAAGAUAUAGACAAGUGAAUUUUUUUAAGACUAGUGAUUUUAUAAGGGCAAAUAAGUUAAUAUUAUCAUUUAAAAUUUGUUAAAAGCUUCGUUAUCAUGAACAUAAUUACCGCGGUAUAAAAUCUCCCACUUGAACACCUCAAUCUCCCACUUUGGAAAGCAAAAACUCCCACUUGGCAUUCAGAAAAAGUUGGGAUGUCUGGUUAUACAUGUAUUACUAUUUUUGUUGUUGUUUUUACCAGAAUGCAUUUAUGCUACCUGUUCUAAAUGUGCCAGUAUCCAAGGCAAUAGAAAGUAAACUUUAGAAUACAUGACCAACAUGUUUUUCAAAUGAUUACAAAGUUCUAGAAAGGUUUGAAUUAUAGGAAAAUUUAGUUGUGAUAAAGUCAGAACAUCUUGAUUCAAGAAAGUUAAGAAACAUUUAGACAUGACUCAGUAAAAGUACAUGUAGAGUUAAGGAGGUAGGUUACCUUAAUAUUUGUAUGUGCGCAUGUCCAACCGGAAGCUAACGUGACGAUUUACAACGACGACGUUUACGACAAACUAAAUGUGUUUGUAUAUCCAUUCUUCUGAAAACAAAUCAUGAACCUGUCUCCGAUCUGAUGCUAUAUGGUUUAAUAAUGCAGAUAUAAUGAAUAAAUUGCCGCAGAAAUGCUUCGAAACAAUGUUGCCUUAAAAUGAUGUCAUUGACGUCAUGAUGUUAAGUGUCAGUUACCGCGCAAAAUUAAUAGCUUUUAUUUUGAAAGUACAUAAUUCUGUGCAUUUUCUUUAUUUGAACUAUUUUCAAAUAACCAUUAUUUGCUGAAAUAUUUUUAUGAGUCUUUUGUUCUGAAUAAUAAUCAAUAUUUUGCUUCUUUUAUGUAGUUAUAUUGAAAUGUUAUGCGGAAUGUAAGAAAAUGGAUGAUGGUAACCAAUGUUAUUUGGAAUAUACUUGAGUGAAAGGUUACUUGCUACUGCCAUUUUCAAAUAAAAAAAGUAGCAGUUUGAUUUGUAAUACCUAUUUUUCAGUUUCAGUUGCUAAUUUGUUACUUAUAUACUAAAACUAAGAUCUAAAAUUGUUCAAAUUUCAGUAGAAAAUUGUGGUUUCUUGAAUUGAAUUGAUGUUACCAUGGAAACAAAGCCCGUGACCUAUAAACCUAAAUGUAAAAUUCAAAAGUGUUGACACUGGUCUAUCUAAAGAACACAGCUUCGGCUUUUUAUUUUCAUUUCAACAAUAUCCAUGAGAAUAAUAGCAGCAUGCUGAACGAUUUUUCCAUGAAAAAUGCCAGACGAAGGGUUCUGCUGUAACUAUUUUAAGUUGUGAAAUGUGUUUGAAUAAAUGCAAAUAACACAAAAAUAUAACUUAUGUUAGAAAUAAUAUGUUUUAAAGCUACAUUAACAGGAAAGAUAAUUUCAUCCAAUAUAAAAAAUAUUCUUAUAAAAAUAAGAAAUUACAAGAAAAAGCAAGAUAUAAGCUUUUUUAAACAUCUCUGUUGCCAUGGUUACUUUAAACUUUAAGAAUAACAGGGUACCAUGUAAAGUGCUUGGUGUAUUGCUAAUAAUAUUACCCAAAUAUUCCAUGCUUGUCAUUAACAGAAUGGUACUGAAGCCAUUGAAAAAUCCCGUUUUUAUACAUAAUUGUUUAAAAAUGAGAGAAAAUGCGUUACCAUGGAAACAUGAGCCCCGCGAAAUAUACACUAUGCUUACGUGCAUACUAGUAAAAUUAUCAAUUAUGCAGACUUCUACCGAUAUCAAUGAAACUUAAAUACAAUGAAAAGUGUUAAAUUUCCGUAUUUUCCUUCUUCUUUCAAUAUAAAAUACCUUUGGUGGGUCAUGUUCUUCAAACCUGGAUAAAAAUUGAACUUGAAGGGACUGAGAUAAACGGACUUGAGAUUGUAGCAGUUAAAACAUCAUAUUACACGAAAUACAAAAAAUUGCUGCGGUUCAACAAAUCUGAAUUUACCCUUGUAACAAGGUAACCUACCUCCUUAAAUGAAGGGCAUGUUUCUGGUAAGUUACAGUUGGACAGAAAUUAACUAAUGUACAAUAUUAACUGGACAUGUUAGCUGCUUUAUGGUGUUUAUGGAUGUUUAUUUUACAGGUUCAGUGUAUAGAUAAGCAGGCUUACCCCUUUUAUUAACAGGUCUACAACAGCAGUUAGACAACAACAUGGCAGGGUUGAAAGUAGCUAAACUUAGCACUUUGACAGGUUGAUUGAACAUUUGCAGCUAGACUGAACAAAUUGACAGGUUGAUUGUACAUUUGCAGCUAGACUUAACAAAUUGACAGGUUGAUUGAACAUUUGCAGCUAGACUGAACAAAUUGACAGGUUGAUUGAACAUUUGCAGCUAGACUGAACAAAUUGACAGGUUGAUUGAACAUUUGCAGCUAGACUUAACAAAUUGACAGGUUGAUUGAACAUUUGCAGCUAGACUGAACAAAUUGACAGGUUGAUUGAACAUUUGCAGCUAGACUUUACAAACUGACAGGUUGAUUGUACAUUUGCAUUUUGACUUUACACAUUGACCAGUUGAUUGAACAUUUGCAGCCACAUGGGUUGAUUGAACAUUUGCAGCUACAUGGGUUGAUUGAACAUUUGCAGCUGGAGUUGACUGGUUGAUUGUACAUUUGCAGCUAGACUGAACAAAUUAACAGGGUGAUUGUACAUUUGCAGCUGGACUUAACAAAUUGACAGGGUGAUUGUACAUUUGCAUUUUGACUUUACACAUUGACCAGUUGAUUGAACAUUUGCAGCUACAUGGGUUGAUUGAACAUUUGCAGCUACAUGGGUUGAUUGAACAUUUGCAGCUGGAGUUGACUGGUUGAUUGUACAUUUGCAGCUAUACUGAACAAAUUGACAGGGUGAUUGUACAUUUGCAGCUGGACUUAACAGUUAACAGUUUGAUUGUACACUUGCAGCUAGUCUGAACAAAUUGACAAGUUGAUUGUACAUUUGCAGCUAGACUUAACAAAUUGACUGGUUGAUUGUACAUUCGCAGCUGGACUUAACUGUUGCCAGGGUGAUUGUACAUUUGCAGCUAGACUGAACAAUAGACAGGUUGAUUGUACAUUUGCAGCUAGACUUAACAAACUGGUUGAUUGUACAUUUGCAGCUUGACUUAACAGUUGACAGGGUGAUUGUAUAUUUGCAGCUUGACUUUACAGUUGACAGGUUGAUUGUACAUUUGCAGCUGGACUGAACAGUUGACAGGGUGAUUGUAUAUUUGCAGCUAGACUUUACAGUUGACAGGUUGAUUGUACAUUUGCAGCUAGACUGAACAAAUUGAUAGGUUUAUUGUAUAUUUGCAGUUGGACUUUACAAAUUGACAGGGUGAUUGUACAUUUGCAGCUAGACUGAACAAAUUGACAGGUUGAUUUAUACAUUUGCAGCUAGACUUUACAAAUUGACUGGUUGAUUGUACAUUUGCAGCUGGACUGAACAAAUUGACAGCGUGAUUGUACAUUUGCAGCUAGACUGAACAAAUUGACAGGUUGAUUUAUACAUUUGCAGCUAGACUUUACAAAUUGACUGGUUGAUUGUACAUUUGCAGCAGGCCUUUACAAAAUUGACAGGUUGAUUGUACAUUUGCAGCUGGACUGAACAAACUGACAGGUUGAUUGUACAUUUGCAGCUGGACUUUACAAAAUUGACAGGUUGAUUGUACAUUUGCAUCUAGACUUUACAUAUUGACUGGUUGAUUGUACAUUUGCAGCUGGGCUUUACAAAAUUGACAGGUUAAUUGUAUCUUUGCAUCUAGACUUUACAAAUUGACUUGUUGAUUGUACAUUUGCAGCUGGACUUAACAGUUGACGGAUUGGUUGUAUAUUUGCAGCUGGACUUCACAAGUUAACAUGUUAGCAUGGUUAAUAAUUAGGAGGCAGAGAACACAAAAACAGAAUGGGUAAAAGAUAGAUCCUGUAAAACCCGAGGCAGAAACACAAAAAUGCAUAGAUGAAAGAUUAAUCUUUACGAUAGUUAAAAGAUAAAUUCUGUAAUAUCUAUACAAGCAAUUCACUCUAUUUUUAUGGACCAGAAAGAAACAGUUUCUUGUAAAGUAUAGUGACUUAAUUGUAUAAUGUUGUGAGAUUCUAAAGUUUAAUUUUCUGUUGUCUUUUAUCAUAUUGCAUACUCAUUUUGUUUUGUUUUGGGAAACAUUAUGUUUAAUGAAUUGUUUUCCAUGAAUUGCAGAUAUUUUAAAGAUUCCACAUUCCGAGAUAGAUUUGUCAUGAUGCUAUAAACUCACUUUCCUUGUCUUAAGAUCUGCCAUUUGAACGAAGUGUUCAGGCUGAGCUGUAUGUAUAUAUACAUGCUACAACAUCCAUUCAGUAAUUUUAGUUAAGACAUGUGCUUGAUGAAGGAAGGGUUCUUAUAUGGACUUCUCAGACUUGUUAAAAUGGUUCAAUUUUACUACACUUGGAGGCUGCCAGAGCUAAAAGUAAUACCUCUACACAGCUUUCUUAAAUUUGUUAAAAUGGUUUGGUUUACAACUAGAGGUUUAUUCACCAAACUUUGUAUAAUGCCUUUCUUUCGUGAGCAACUUUGUACCUUAUACUUUGAAGUCUUCCAAACAAUGUAGUUAUUUGAUAUAUUUUGAAAGAUUUGAUUGAAAACCCAGCUUUGCAAAAAAUUGAUUUCAUAUUUAAAUGUGUGCACAUACCUUUUGCACAGUAACUGUUGAUAAAUAAAUCUGUUCGAAGCAGAAGGAGUGUAUUGUUUGUUUAUAACCCAUAGUGCUAUAUUAAACUUCUGUAAAAAGGCUUUCUUAUCAUUUUAUUUAGUACAAACUGAUUUUAACAUAGCUUUGUGCAAUAUAACACAUUCUGAUAUUGUUUUUACUUGGUUUAUUGUCUGUUUGUUUGCAUAUGGUAUGGUUGUAAAUAAAAUGUAUAUUUUGUAUUUGACUUUUCAGGGAAUGUGAAUAUUUGAAAAUAUUUUAUUCAGACAAGAAAGUUUCUCAUACAUUAUUUACUAUGUCCUAUCAAAGACAUAGAAUCAAACAAUGCUUGGAAAGGCAGUGUAAAUUCUGUGAAAAUGCAAUUUUAUUGUUCUUUUUCUUUUACUGUCAAUUAUAUUUGAAUAUAUAAUGAAGGUUUUCACAGUGUUGGAAAUGUGCUUAAUGAUUAUAUAACAGUUACAAACAUUAGCAAGAUUAUUUUUGUAUUGUAAAGAAGAGACUGGUUCUAAAGAUUGAUAAAACAAUCUUGGUGACCUGUUACUCUAGUGAUAAUAUGUUUUGUAUAUAGAAAUAUAGAGAAAUCUUGAUACAUUCCAGUAAUAUUAUUAAUGCAGAAAAUAAAGCAAAAGUAAACUGUC